Racocetra persica is the source of this 537-nucleotide messenger RNA. Lineage: Eukaryota; Fungi; Glomeromycota; Glomeromycetes; Diversisporales; Gigasporaceae. The record is from the annotation of a GenBank genome assembly.
AUGACUAAAUUACAUAGCGUCGCCCAAAAAAAAAUGAAAUUUGAUAGUUCAUCUUCAACUUCAACUGAUAUGGAUCUAAUUUCAACUUCCUCUUCCUCGAAUCAAUCAUCUUCGGAAGCUCCAAAACAAUCUCAAAAAAGUUUGAUCUUUUCAUACCAAACAAAUCUAGAGCCUCAAGAACAAAAAUCAAUUCUCAUAUCGCAGAAUGAAGUAUUAAAAGUAAAAAAUAGAGAGAUCGAAGAAAGAAAUCACGCACUUGAAAUAGAAAACACAAAUCACAAAAUAAAAAAUAAAGAAACCGAAGAAAGAAAUUAUGCCUUAGAAUUACAGAAUACAAUUUUAAAAACUGAGAAUGCAGAUUUAAAAAUAAAAGAUAACAAUCAUACAAAACUCAAAACCAAAUAUGCAGUUCUAGAUUCAGAAUACAGAAAUCUUAAAUCAUUAAAGAAUGAAGAAGAAAUUAAAAUUUUGAAAAAAGAAUUAAAAGAAAUACAAGACGAAAAAGAUAAAGUAGAAAAGGUUUUUAAAGAUGAUUGA